CUUAUGGGGGAGCUUCCCUAGGAAUAAUGGAUCGCUUCUCCUGGUGUACCGGGCUGUUGGAUAUAGAUGAGACGCUGGUGAUCCAGCAGCGUGGGGUGCGCCUGUCUGACGGGGAGGACAAGACCAGGUUUGAUACUGGGACACUACUUUUGACAACUCAUAGACUUAUCUGGAGAGAUCAAAAAAAUCACGAUUUCUGCAUUGCGUUCCCGCUAUCCCAAAUUGUUUUCACUGAAGAGCAGUCUGGAGGCAUUGGAAAAAGUGCUAAAAUAGUUGUUCAUCUCCAUCCUCCCACCCCUAACAAGGAGCCUGGGCCUUACCAAACUAGUCGUUACUCCUACGUCAAGCUGUCCUUCAGAGAGCAUGGUCAAAUAGAGUUCCAACGACGUCUGGCAGAGGAACUGACUCAGAGAAGAUGGGAACGUUCAUCAUCAUCAUCACCAUCUAUGCAAAUCACCAAGGGCCCACAGACUGGGAGAAUCAAGGCAGUGGGAAUUGUUGGCAUAGAGAGGAAACUGGAAGAAAAAAGAAAGGAGACUGACAAAAACAUUUCUGAGGCCUUUGAAGACCUCAGCAAGUUGAUGGAAAAGGCAAAGGAAAUGGUGGAACUGUCCAAAUCAAUUGCUACCAAGAUUAAAGAUAAACAAGGGGACAUUACAGAGGACGAGACAAUUCGGUUUAAGUCGUAUUUGCUGAGUAUGGGAAUAGCCAAUCCUGUCACACGGGAAACACAUGGAUCUGGCACGCACUACCACAUGCAACUGGCAAAGCAGCUGGCAGCAAUGUUACAGGCUCCAUUGGAGGAGCGAGGGGGCAUAAUGUCCCUUACAGAAGUGUACUGCUUAGUUAAUCGUGCCAGAGGAAUGGAGUUGCUGUCACCUGAGGAUUUGGUAAAUGCCUGCAAAAUGCUGGAAUCUCUAAAACUCCCAAUAAGGCUUCGUGUGUUUGAUAGCGGAGUUAUGGUGAUCGAACACCAGUCCCAUAAUGAAGAGGAAAUGGUGGCUUCUGCUUUAGAAACGGUUUCAGAAAAAGGCUCCCUUACCUCUGAAGAAUUUGCCAAGAUUGUUGGAAUGUCUGUUCUUCUUGCCAAAGAAAGGCUGCUUCUUGCAGAACACAUGGGGCACCUUUGUAGAGAUGACUCGGUGGAAGGCUUGCGCUUUUAUCCAAACCUGUUCUUGACACAGAGUUAGUUCAUUUAGGUUGCUGUUUCGAGUGUGGCAGAGAUUACUUGUUGUGUGAAAGCACCACCAUGCAGCUGUACUUACAGAUCCUGACACUCCAGCUAGUCUUAAGAAGAUUGUGGCCCUCAAAACCGUUACUAUCACUCAGCGCUUGGCCACAAGUUAAAGGCACCCUAGGCACUCCCCUACCCCCAGUCUGGACCUGCUUGGGGUAGUCAGGCAGAAGAGGUAUUUGUCUAGUGCCCCUCCUCCAACUAGGCACAUGCAGACUCUGCCUACCCCUAGUCCCUGCCCUAGUAUUACUUUACUUUUCUCCAGUUGGCGAAAUAAAACUAUUUGGUUGCUACAGUCAGUGGUUUGUUAAAGUUUUCUGGUUGUUAGUCAAUCCAACCCAAGCAACCAGAUGGGGAAUGAAAAGCAUCAAUGAUGUCUAGACUGACCUUACUUUCUAAUAUUGCUAUGGAUGUUGAGGGUUAAAACAUGUAUUUCAUAAUAUUGGAUUGAUAAGCAAUGUAUUUUUUGUGAUAUUAAAUAAUAAAAUUGAUAUGAAAAUGUUAAA
Xenopus tropicalis (tropical clawed frog) is the source of this 1740-nucleotide messenger RNA. RefSeq names its product vacuolar protein sorting 36 homolog (gene vps36). NCBI's taxonomy places the organism in Eukaryota, Metazoa, Chordata, Amphibia, Anura, Pipidae. The coding region runs from base 27 to 1190 and encodes 387 amino acids. The record is from RefSeq and is marked provisional. The transcript is spliced from 14 exons. Gene Ontology annotation, biological process: endosome transport via multivesicular body sorting pathway; protein transport to vacuole involved in ubiquitin-dependent protein catabolic process via the multivesicular body sorting pathway. Gene Ontology annotation, molecular function: ubiquitin binding; phosphatidylinositol-3-phosphate binding. Gene Ontology annotation, cellular component: cytoplasm; ESCRT II complex; endosome.